CAAAGUACUCGUCAUGAUUCCUUGCUUUGCGAGAAGGGCAUGUCGCUUUACUCGGUUGCUUUCGACAGCAACUGGAAAUGCUGCCUGGAGUGAAGAAGCGAUUCAACCUUUUUCAAAGUUUGUUGGAAAGUCAAUUCGAAAGGGAGAGAGUAUUGACCUAUCGCAGCAGCAAUUAGAAGAUUUGAUAUCGACAGAAGAUGAGAAAUUAGCGCAAGCAUAUAUUUUGCAUGCGAACUCGGUCACUGAAGUUCACUUCUCUAACGAAAUCUCUCUCCAUGGGUUUAUGGAUUUGCAUAAUAUGUGUGAACGGAACUGUCAGCAUUGCUGGAUGCGUCGUGCAAAUAAGGAUGUCAAGCGCUUUAUGUGCUUUCCUACCCACGUCUAUGACAAUAUGGAGUGGCUGUACAACAACGGAAUCGGGACCAUUGUGAUUUGCAGUGGAGAGUUCAACAACGAAGGCCGUACCGAGUUCAUCGAGAACAUUAUCCACAACACCAUCGAUAAGAGCAAAGAAAUCGAUAAGGGGCUUCGAGAAAAGAAGGGCGACUUCUCCGGAGGGGCAGCCAUCCAAAUCGGUCUGCAGAUGGGGGAAAUUCCUUUAAACACUGGAAAGCGGUACUUCAAAAACGGAGCCAAUCUGUUUUACCUGCGAAUGGAAGCGAUGGACCGCCUCCUCUACAAGGAUGUGUUCAUUCGAGAGAGAGGAUACGACGAGCGAUGCGAGUAG
Molecule: messenger RNA, 727 nt
Organism: Blastocystis hominis
Lineage: Eukaryota; Bigyra; Opalinata; Blastocystidae
Product: Iron hydrogenase assembly protein
Exons: 7
Coding region: 14-727 (237 amino acids)
Molecular function (GO): transferase activity
Source: RefSeq, a predicted model, not a curated record